This is a messenger RNA of Aethina tumida (small hive beetle), 3621 nucleotides long. RefSeq names its product tyrosine-protein phosphatase 99A. Bases 178 to 2994 code for a protein of 938 amino acids. The transcript has 10 exons. The record is from RefSeq and is a predicted model, not a curated record. Lineage: Eukaryota; Metazoa; Arthropoda; Insecta; Coleoptera; Nitidulidae. Gene Ontology annotation, molecular function: protein tyrosine phosphatase activity; protein binding. Gene Ontology annotation, biological process: protein dephosphorylation.
GGUGCAUAAUAAACCUAAACACUAACUGUUAUUGUUAUUUCCUGUGCAAUUGAGUCUGAUAAACGAAAAAUGACAUUAUAUUGUGAGGCUGCACGCGGACGCGACGAAUUGACGAUGGUCGCGGCCACGUUUGCGUAAUAAUGUUGCCGGUCGAAAUCCGAUCAGUGGGUUGAAUGGAUGGCAUCUAUUUCGCGUCAUAAGAUGGGCCAUGCUUUUAUUUGCGUAUUGCUCGCGAUUUGCGCCGCGUGCCUCGGCCAAAGCCAAACCGAAGAGACCACAACGGUUCCAUCGUACACACCUACUUUCGUUCCAGUGCCGUCUAAACCGAGGAAUUUGGGGGUCCUGAACGUCACCUCCGACACCAUAGAGCUGAGAUGGGAAAAUCCGGAGAAAAUCAACGGUGUCAUCGCCGGCUACAGGGUUUAUUAUAUGUACGCCAACACCACCGACGUCAAGUUUGACCGGAUAAAUCACAACACUGAUUACAUCAAUUUCACCCUCACUGAUUUAAGACCGAAUACAGAUUACAAAAUCUGGGUGAAGGCGUUCACGCAGAAGAACGAGGGCGAACCAUCAGAUCCGGUGUACAACAGGACGGACAUAUCGGGACCGAGCGCGCCGCAAAUCCUCGAACUAUCAUGCCAAACCGAAGACACCAUCCUCAUAAAAUGGAAACGUCCCGAUCACUACGACAAAGCCAUCAACUAUUAUUACGUGGACGUCACGUUCGACAAUCAGAACAUCAGUCAUUCGAUGACCGCGUCUGAAGAGCACCUGGAAACUUCACGCACAUUGAACGUGUCCAAACACGGCCUGUAUAGGGCGAGGGUGAGGGCCGCCACGACGAGCAAUUAUACGCGACGAACGAUUUUCGGGCCGUACUCGAAAGAGAAAACGCUGUCGGUGAGGCCGAACUGCGAGAGACAGGAAGAAUCGUUGCCGCAGACCACGAACGAUCUGAAGACCGGCAUCAUUGUGGGCGUCAUUUGUGCCGGAGUCGCGUUCGUGCUUGCGGUCAUGGGUUUCGUAUUUUGGAGGAAAUGCUUCCACGCGUCCUACUAUUACCUGGACGAUCCGCCGUGCUGCGUGCCGACCGCGUCCCUCGAUUGGAACGCGCCCCCGGAGCCGAACAGCGAGCACAAGGGCGCGAUACCGGUGCAGCUGUUCGGGCGGCACGUGCAGGAGCUGCACGCCGACGGCGACAUCGGCUUCAGCAAGGAGUACGAGGCGAUUCAGGCGGAGGCGACGACCGACGAGCACGAGUCCGAGUACUCGCAGCAUCCGGACAACAGGGCCAAGAACCGGUACCUGAACAUCAUCGCAUAUGAUCACAGCAGGGUGCAGUUGUUGCAAAUGCCCGGCCAGAAGAAGAACAUUGACUACAUCAAUGCGAAUUACAUCGACGGAUUCCAAUGGUCUAAAGCCUACAUAGGCACGCAAGGCCCUUUGCCGUCGACGUUCGAUUGUUUCUGGCGCAUGGUUUGGGAGCAACGGGUCAACAUCAUCGUCAUGAUCACCAAUUUGGUUGAACGUGGACGGAGGAAAUGUGAUAUGUACUGGCCUAAGGAGGGUACCGAGACCUACGGGGUGAUUCAAGUUAGACUGGUCAAGGAGGACGUGAUGGCGACUUACACCAUCAGGACUUUGCAGAUUCGUCACUUACGGAUUAAAAAGAAGAAACCCACACUAACCGAAAAGAUCGUCUAUCAGUACCACUACACUAACUGGCCCGACCAUGGAACCCCCGACCAUCCGCUUCCAGUUCUCCAUUUCGUAAAAAAAUCGGCACUUUCCAACCCCCCGGACGCCGGACCGAUCAUAGUACAUUGCAGUGCCGGAGUCGGUCGUACAGGAACAUACAUAGUACUGGACGCGAUGCUCAGACAGAUCAAAACGCGAGGAGAGGUUAACAUUUACGGAUUUCUACGCCACAUCCGGUCUCAACGUAACUUCCUGGUCCAGACCGAAGAACAGUACAUAUUUAUACACGACGCACUCGUCGAGGCUAUCGAAUCCGGUGAAACCAAUAUCAGUCGAGAAAAUUUCCCAAAAUACGUUCACGCAUUGAAGAAUAACUGUACCGAGGGACAGAGCGAACUGUGGAAGCCUCUGGAUGUACAAUUCAAAUUGGUGACAAGCUUUAAGUGUAAGGACUUCAAUCUAGUUUCGGCGAACAAAGUGAUAAACCAGCCAAAGAAUAGAUUAAGAGAUAUAUUGCCGGUGGAGAGUUCCAGGGUGCAUUUGACCCCGAAGCCCGGCGAGGACGGAAGCGAUUACAUAAACGCGACAUGGAUUCAAGGUUUCCACAGUCUGAGGGAGUUCAUAAUCACGCAGCAUCCGUUACGCAGCACAUUCAAGGACUUCUGGCAAAUGGUCUGGGACCACAAUGCACAAUUAAUUGUAAUGCUUAGUAUAUUAGAUAACCAAGACUUCGAAGUGUUCUGGCCAGUCGAACAAGAAACCAUCGAUACGGAAUCGUUUAAAGUAAAAUUAGUGAACGAGCUCAUACACAACACAUAUUUAACCAGGGAAUUCAUAAUGCAAUCGCUGCAAGACGACUACGAGAUACGUGUGAGAAUGAUACACGGCAAUAAUUGGCCACACAGCGGCGCUUCAAUUGCUGACAUCUAUCAGAUACCCAACAUAGUGCUAGAAAAUGUGAUUCAAAAUGGACCAAUUGUUGUUGUAGACAAAUACGGUGGGACGGAGGCGGCCACGUUCUGCGCACUGACGACGCUGAAGAAGCACCUGCUGCACGACGACAAGAUCGACGUUUACAUGUACGCCAAACUGUACCACAACAAGCGGCCGGGCAUAUGGACCUGCAUCGACGACUAUCUCGAUCUGCAUCUGGCCGUUCAGACGUUGUGCACGUCCACCGAGAAUGCGCCGGACAUUUUCCCGACGGCUAACGGCACCGCGAACGGCACCGUGACCGCCGACUAUCUGAGAAUAUCCCCGGAAGGUAUGGAGACGAUCGAGCCGCGGCUCUAAGCUCCCGUUUCAACCGUUUUAUACCUUAAUGUGAUAAUUGUAAAUGUUUUUACUAAUGUAAAUUUUCGUGUCGAAUGCAUAACAUUGCGCAACGAAAGUUGAUUAUUCGUAUUAGAUCUGAUCUGACGCAAUCAAGCUUUAGUUGUUGCACGCGCCGACCGUUGUUAAUUAAUACAUCGACAAAAUGGUGUUUCCUCGAAGACUGACAAAUUUCUACGGCAAAUUGUGAUUUGAAUGCUCGAACAAAAGUUUAUUGUACAUUUUGCGUAAACGAAACGAGGUUUAGUUGGUUUGUUGUCGACGUAUUAAUUUUGUGGCACGGCGUAUUUGUUUUUAACAAUGUUAUCAUAUUUUAUAUUGUUAUAUACUGAAUAAUUCACACUAUUUAAUUAUUUUAUUUUACACAUAUUUAUGCAGUACUAAACAAAAAUUAAGUAACUGUUUAUACUAAUUGUGUAUCUUGUAUUUAAGGUACAUUGAUUUAAAAGACUGUUAUUGAUCAAAUUAUUAGUUCCUCUCCUAAGAUUCGAUCUGAUGGUGAAUUCCAAUAUUGACCGAUAUUAUAUACAGUAUUACAAUAUUUAUUGACAAACGUUGGUAUUAAUAUAUUUUUUUCUUCAAGCUAAA